AUGUUUCCCCCUCCACCUCCAGCUCCAGACAGUUGCAAGAAUCAGAUCAUUCUUAUCCCCUCCCUCGUGGCCGCACUUGUCAAAUUAAACAUCAAGACCUCAGUCGAGGAUCUCAUGAAGGCGGUACAUGAAGAGGACGAAGCCAGGUGUGUUAAAUCAAAUGAGGAGGCUGAACGUGCCUUAAUAUCCAACACCACUCUCCAGUCAGACUGGGGGGUCAAUGGUCCCGGCGCCCGUGCCGAUUUACUGGCGGAGGAACAUUGUUGUCGUCUUAUGGAUCUCAGCAGGGAGGCAUUCCCUGAUGGCAAAGUUCCAAAGAAUUUCUGA
Molecule: messenger RNA, 327 nt
Organism: Laccaria bicolor S238N-H82
Lineage: Eukaryota; Fungi; Basidiomycota; Agaricomycetes; Agaricales; Hydnangiaceae
Exons: 2
Coding region: 1-327 (108 amino acids)
Source: RefSeq, a predicted model, not a curated record